Rubroshorea leprosula is the source of this 2682-nucleotide messenger RNA. Lineage: Eukaryota; Viridiplantae; Streptophyta; Magnoliopsida; Malvales; Dipterocarpaceae. The record is from the annotation of a GenBank genome assembly.
GGAAAGGAAAACCAGAGAGAAAAAUAGAGUACAGUCUCUCCGAACCAAACCCCUUUCUUCCGCCGCACUGUUUCUUCUCCCUAUAAAGCAAAUAAAUAAAAAGGAAAAUAAAGAAGAUUUUUCCGGCUGGAAUUCCGAGGAGAUUCUCGCUGUAUUAAUUUCUCUCAUCCCGGAAAAUCGAUUUCGUUUCCAUGCGUUUAUUAUCCGACUCUGUUGUGGUGGUUGAAUUCUGUUUGGUUUGUUGAAGCAUAAUUUGCACGUCGAAUUCUCUCGAGAUCAGAUCAGAGAAGGUACAUCUACUUACGUUUGGAUUCGGGAGGUCGAAGAUCUUCUCAAGCUGAAUUGUUCCUUUUGAGAAAUUCUGCUGAAUUACGGUUGAUGACUUCGGAAUCUGAAGUUAACUACCGGAAGCGUCUCCUAUUCUAGAUACGCAAGUAAAUGCGCCUCCGAUCUCAGGCGGAUGCGUAAUUUCCUCCGACGAUAAUUCACUUUCUACCAGAUCUCACAAGUUUUUGAAAGAAUUUCCAGCUAGAAUUCUACAAUUUGGCUUCGCAAAAAAAAAUUCGAGACUCGAAUUCACUGAUUUGAAUCCAAAUUUCGAAUUCUGUUCCUAAACGAUAUUUUAGCCGACGAUGGAACUUCCGCAAUCCCGUCCCUUCGGAACCGAAGGAAGGAAACCAACACAUGACUUUCUGUCACUCUACAGUCAUUCAACCGUCCAGCAAGAUCCAAGGCCACCACCUUCUCAGGUGUAUGGAUCAGGUGGGUUCCUUGAAACUCAUGAUUUCCUUAAACCACUGGAACUGGUGGGUAAGACAAGUGCGAAGGAAGAAGAAGCCCAAGUUGAGGUAUCAACAGCUGAAAAGCCACCACCUACUGCACCACCUCCUUCUGUGGAGCACAUUCUACCUGGUGGGAUUGGAACUUACAGUAUAAGUCAUAUUUCCUAUUUUAAUCCUAGGGUUUCAAAACCAGAGGGAUCAACAUUCACGGUGGGUCAAGGAAGUAGUACUCAUGAGAGAAAUGAUGAGAAUUCCAACUGCAGUUCUUAUACCAGAGGUGGAUUCGCUUUUUGGGAAGAAUCUGCCAGCAGGAAGGGAAAGACAGGGAAGGAGAAUGCUGGAGAAUCAGCUUUAAUAAGAGACGGAGCAGGAAACGUGGGUCCAUGGACCGCGUUACUAGAGAGGGCUUCACAAUCAUCGACAAACAACCACCGCAACAGCCUCAGCUCUCUAUCUUCCUCUCAGCCAUCAUCAGGGCAGAAGAGCCAGAGCUUGAUAGAAAUGAUAAAGUCAGCCAAGGGUAGCGCACGGGAUGAAGAUUUAGACGUUGAUGAAGUUUUUCUCCUCAAAAAAGGGUCUUCUUCUACAACUAAUACCCAUAGUAAAGGAGAAUUGAGAGUAAAAGUAGAUGGAAGUAGUGCCCCUGAUCAGAAGGCAAAUACCCCACGGUCAAAACAUUCUGCCACUGAGCAGCGGAGGAGGAGUAAAAUCAACGACAGAUUUCAGAAGUUGAGAGAGAUCAUUCCUCAUAAUGAUCAAAAAAGGGAUAAGGCUUCCUUCUUAUUAGAGGUUAUUGAGUACAUUCAAUUCUUACAAGAAAAAGUGCGCAAGUAUGAGGGAUCAUAUCAAGGAUGGAGCCAUGAACCAGCAAAAUUGAUGCCAUGGAGAAACAACCACAAGACUGUAGAGAGUUAUGCUGAUCAAUCUCAAUUGGCAAAUAGUGUGUCUUCUGCAUUAGUUUUUUCUUCUGAGCUAGAUGAGAAAAACAUCACCGUCUCUCCAACCUUUCCCCAUACUGCACAGAACCCCACGGAAUCUGACACGUGCCAAGCUACUCCUUUCAAAGCAAUAGAUCACCGUCUUGGGCUGACAAAUAAGCCUAUUCCCUUACCUGUCUCACUUCAACCAAACUUUUUCACCUCUGACCAAAGUGGCAGCGCAGCUGCUCAACUUCCACUGAGACUGGCAUCUGAUGCAGAGAAGAAUCCAUGUCAGCCUCAACCUGUAUUAUGCCAUACUGGAACAUGUACUACCAAUGACACCAUUUCUACUGAAAAACUGAAAGAACAGCAGCUGACAAUUGAAGGUGGAACAAUUAGUGUCUCAAAUGUGUACUCCAGAGGGUUGUUAAAUACACUAACAAAAGCACUGCAGAGUUGUGGAGUGGAUUUGUCACAAGCUAGCAUCUCAGUGCAGAUUGAGCUUGGGAAGCAGUCUUCCAGCAGACCUACUGCUCCAACAUCCACACUUAAGGAUACCGAGGUUCACACAAUCAAUCAAGGGAUGACACAUUCUGACGUUUCUUGUGAAGAAUCUGAUCGACCCCUAAAGAAGCUCAGGACAGGAAAGAGCUAGGAUGACAUGCAAUUUCACACCGUUCUAUUUUCAUUUAAUUAAUUGAUUUUUUGAGUUCCCCAGUUAAUUAUGGGGGUUAACUCCUUUCAUAAGUUUAUAAACUACUUAGCCAAGAUAAAGAUCCACUGUACAUCUAGAAACAACGCUUUAUUGUUAAUUUAUUUUCUUUUUGUGUAUCAUUACGGGGGCUUCCAUAGUAAUUUUGAGAAGCUGCUUUACACAGAAGGCUUCUAUCUGUUUUAAUUUCUUCAACUUUAGUUUGUCAAUGUCACCAUUCUUAUCAUGUUUUUGAGAUUCAGAUUCUUAAUUAAAUUAAUUUGCCAUU